AUGUCCCCUUUCCAGGCCUUGUAUGGUCGUCAACCACCGACUAUUCCCUACUACACUCGUGGUUCCACUUCAAUUCAAACUCUUGAUGCUGCGCUCAUUGAUCGUGAUGAGCUCCUUCGAGUUUUUAAGGACAAUUUACUUGCUGCUCAGAAUCGGAUGACUCAAAAGGCCAAUGUUCAUCGCCGUGAUCUCAAUCUUUCUAUUGGUGAUCUAGUUUUGGUUCGCCUUCGCCCAUACCGUCAGACUUCGGUGCGCCGACAUCAUUAUCACAAAUUGUCUAAGUGUUAUUAUGGCCCUUUUAGCAUUAUUGAACGCAUUGGUCCAGUUGCUUACAAGUUACAGCUGCCACCGGAGAGUCGUAUUCAUCCGGUUUUUCACAUUUCAGCACUCAAACCAUUUAGGGGUACUGAAACUCCUCCUCCAUGUGACCUUCCAGUUGAUAGUUUCAACAAUCAGCCGCUUGAGCAACCAGCUGCAGUUUUAGCUCAUCGCACUGUACUAAUUCAGAGCCUGCCACGCGCCCAGAUUUUGGUUCAAUGGAAGGGUGCACCAGUUGAUGAAGCUUCAUGGGAAGAUCUGCUCACUUUCAAAAAAUGUUUUCCCUCCUUCCACCUUGAGGACAAGGUGGUUUCUGAAGAUGCGGGGAGUGAUACGCACAAGUAA
Molecule: messenger RNA, 663 nt
Organism: Trifolium pratense (red clover)
Lineage: Eukaryota; Viridiplantae; Streptophyta; Magnoliopsida; Fabales; Fabaceae
Exons: 1
Coding region: 1-663 (220 amino acids)
Source: RefSeq, a predicted model, not a curated record